CGACAACCUCGUACUCGGCCCCAUGGCAUGUCUUGUCUUAUUUAAGAGGCCAUGCCACGCCCAUGCCCCCAGCCCUCAGCGUUGCAAACCUCAAAAGCUCGACUCUCAGCCUAGUCCUCGAGACUAUUUCCUCUCGUUCAUACCUGACCUAAACCCAUAACGUUACCGCCCACUCAUCCCUCCACUCGUUCAACACCCAGUCCCUGUCGUUCACACUGCCCAAAUACAAUCCCUACCAUCAACCUCACCUCCAUCCAACCCAAUCGCCCCCAAAAAUAUCCACAAUGGGCGAAGGCCAAGAAUGGACCAACGGCUUCUGGGACUGUUGCUCCCCAUGCAAGAUCUGCUGCCUCGCCUUCUGGUGCCCCUGCUGCCUCUUCGGCCGCACCGCCUCGCGACUCAAGGACCCCGCGCUGAAAGAGCAUGGCUCGAUGAAUGGUGAUUGCUGCCUCUACUGCCUAGUCGGCUACUGCGGACUGGGCUUCAUCCCGCUGAUGAUGAAGCGGGGCAAGCUGCGCGAGAAGUUCCAGCUCGAGGGGUCCGGGUGCGGCGACUGCUUCAAGUCGUUCUGCUGCCCGUGCUGCACGCUGAUGCAGAACGAGAAGGAGGCCGAGAGCCGCGCCGGCCUGCUGGAGAAGGGCGGGUAUCAGGCUCCUGCGGGGAUGGAGUAUAAAUGAUUUUGCGUUCUGCCAGUGGUUGCUGUAGGGGGUUGAGCUGAUGGUUCUAUUUUAUGUUAACUAUUUCUUGUACUUAAUUUGAUUGCCUGGGGGCGGUGGGAUGGUUUUUGGUUUUGAUGGUUUUGAUGGCUUUGAUGGCUUUGGAAGCGUUGGGGUUGGGUUAUCUUACCUUUCUUUAUUGUGGCUGCGGUGGGUCAAAUUGUUGAAUGGGUGGUUCGGUCCAAGGCUUUGGAGGUUGACAGUACUUGCCACCCUUUACUCAUACAACACCCUAGGGUGAAGGCUGAACUUAACAAACAAUACAUUUUGAUAUAGCGAC
Aspergillus aculeatinus CBS 121060 is the source of this 996-nucleotide messenger RNA. Its product is annotated as PLAC8 family protein. The record is from RefSeq and is a predicted model, not a curated record. Bases 285 to 677 code for a protein of 130 amino acids. The transcript is spliced from 3 exons. Lineage: Eukaryota; Fungi; Ascomycota; Eurotiomycetes; Eurotiales; Aspergillaceae.